Molecule: messenger RNA, 280 nt
Organism: Chrysemys picta bellii (western painted turtle)
Lineage: Eukaryota; Metazoa; Chordata; Testudines; Emydidae
Source: RefSeq, a predicted model, not a curated record
CCAGGCUUCCACAUCUUCCAGUACGCCUACGGCUGCGAGAUCCGGGCGGACGGCAGCACCGGGGGCUUCCGGCGCUUUGGCUACGACGGGGGCGACUUCCUGAUCUACGACGCCGCCCGGCACCGCUGGGAGGCUCCUGCCCGGGAGGCCGAGGCCACCCAGCGCCGGUGGAACGGGGACCCGGUCGCCCUACAGUACUACCGCCACUUCCUGGAGCGGGAGUGCGUCGAGGCCCUGCGCCGCUACCUGCAGCUCGGGCAGGGGGCGCUCGCCAGGCGGG